AGUGCUGCGCUAUAUCGGUGACCUCACAGCUCCACCGGGUUUCUGAUUCAAAAGUCAGUCAGAUCUCACCUGCUAGGAUAAUACUUAAUAACUAAUAACGUCACUAUGUCUGAGAAAGAGCUGGGACAGAAAUGGGACCGCUGCCUCGCAGAUUGUGCUAUUAAAGUUGGUGCAGGUCUUGGUUUAGGUAUCGUCUUCUCUGUGGUUUUCUUCAAACGAAGGACCAUGCCAAUCGCAUUUGGCACAGGAGUAGGACUGGGCAUGGCCUAUUCCAACUGCCAGAAUGACCUGAGGUCUCCAUAUCUUCUACACAGCAAUGUUACUAAGGAGCAGUAGCACUGGACAUGUGAAGGAUUUCAUGUGUUUUGUUGCUUAUUUGAGAGUCAGCUGACAAAUAUGUCUUCAUAAUCCAACAACUCUGUGCCUGAACCGAGAGUGAGCGAGAGACUGUCUUCAUUUAAUCACAUUGUUUAUAAAGAUAUUGUUGGAUACUGUAGAUUUGAGAAUGCUGUGAUGUGGGAAAACAUGCACCUAUAAAACACUAUUUUAUGGCAUGA
Molecule: messenger RNA, 557 nt
Organism: Clarias gariepinus (North African catfish)
Lineage: Eukaryota; Metazoa; Chordata; Actinopteri; Siluriformes; Clariidae
Gene: micos10
Product: mitochondrial contact site and cristae organizing system subunit 10
Exons: 4
Coding region: 106-336 (76 amino acids)
Cellular component (GO): mitochondrion; mitochondrial inner membrane; MICOS complex
Source: RefSeq, a predicted model, not a curated record